This is a messenger RNA of Neomonachus schauinslandi (Hawaiian monk seal), 1443 nucleotides long. It is a transcript of the gene NR1I2, whose product is annotated as nuclear receptor subfamily 1 group I member 2. Gene Ontology annotation, molecular function: RNA polymerase II cis-regulatory region sequence-specific DNA binding; nuclear receptor activity; zinc ion binding. The record is from RefSeq and is a predicted model, not a curated record. Gene Ontology annotation, biological process: cell differentiation; negative regulation of transcription by RNA polymerase II; positive regulation of transcription by RNA polymerase II. NCBI's taxonomy places the organism in Eukaryota, Metazoa, Chordata, Mammalia, Carnivora, Phocidae.
AUGCCCACGUGCUGGCCCUAUUAUUGCGUGCGCACCUCCACCGUGACAUCUCUCCUGAUAACGAGUACUAACUCCACCCCCAGUUCUCCCAUGGGUCAGCUCUUGGGUCCGCAGAAUCAGAUCCCAAGAGGCCUGGAAGCCAACCUGGAGGCGAGACCCGGAGAAAGCUGGAACCAUGCUGACCUUGUGUCCUACGAAGCAAAUGCAGCUCCUGGGAAGCCUGCCGUUAGUGCAGAUGAGGGAGAUGGGGGUCCCCAAAUCUGCCGUGUAUGCGGGGAUAAGGCGACUGGUUACCACUUCAAUGUCAUGACAUGUGAAGGAUGCAAGGGCUUUUUCAGGAGAGCCAUGAAACGCAACACCCGGCUGAGGUGCCCCUUCCGGAAGGGCACCUGCGAAAUCACCCGCAAGACCCGGCGCCAAUGCCAGGCCUGCCGCCUCCGCAAGUGCCUGGAGAGUGGCAUGAAGAAGGAGAUGAUCAUGUCGGACGCGGCUGUGGAGCAGAGGCGGGCUUUGAUCAGGACGAAGAAGAGAGAACGGAUGGGCACUCAGCCCCUGGGAACCAAGGGGCUGACUGAGGAGAAGCAGACGAUGAUCAGAGAGCUGAUGGAUGCUCAGAUGAAAACCUUCGACACCACCUUCUCCAAUUUCAAGAAUUUCCGGCUGCCAGAAGUGCCCAGCAGUGGUCGCGAGGUUCCGGAAUCUCUGCAGACUCCAGUGGGGCAAGAAGCUGCCAAGUGGAGCCAGAUCAGGGCAGACCUGUGCUCGCUGAAGGUCUCUCUGCGGCUGUGCCGGGAGGACGGCAGCGUCUGGAACUACAGACCCCACGCUGACAGCAGCGGGAGAGAGAUCUUUUCCCUGCUGCCCCACAUGGCUGACAUGUCAACCUACAUGUUCAAAGGCAUCAUCAACUUUGCCAAAGUCAUCUCCCACUUCAGGGACUUGCCGAUCGAGGACCAGAUCUCCUUGCUAAAGGGGGCCACCUUUGAGCUGUGCCAGCUGAGAUUCAACACGGUGUUCAAUGCCGAGACGGGAACCUGGGAGUGUGGCCGGCUGUCCUACUGCUUGGAAGACCCUGCAGGUGGCUUCCAGCAGCUUCUGCUGGAGCCUGUGCUGAAAUUCCACCACAGGCUGAAGAAGCUGCAGCUGCAUAAGGAGGAGUAUGUGCUGAUGCAGGCCAUCUCUCUUUUCUCCCCAGACCGCCCGGGUGUGGUGCAGCGCAGCGUGGUGGACCAGCUGCAGGAGAGAUUUGCCAUCGCCCUGAAGGCCUACAUCGAGUGCAGUCGGCCCCAGCCUGCCCACCGGUUCCUGUUCCUGAAGAUCAUGGCCAUGCUCACCGAGCUCCGCAGCAUCAAUGCCCGGCACACCCAGAGGCUGCUGCGCAUCCAGGACAUACACCCCUUCGAGCCCCUCAUGCGGGAGUUGUUCGGCAUCACAGAUGGCUGA